Messenger RNA from Chara braunii, 2121 nucleotides. The record is from the annotation of a GenBank genome assembly. Lineage: Eukaryota; Viridiplantae; Streptophyta; Charophyceae; Charales; Characeae.
UCCAAUAUUUUCAUUCAUCAUACCUCCCGUUCCCUAUUCUAUUCACCCUCCGAGAGGUUACAGGAAAUUGGAAGGGAUAGAAGGCUUAAUUGCAGUUCGGUCACUUUCAUCACAUGCAACUAAUCUUCGUAAAGCAAAAGGUUGGCGAGAAGAUACGCAACCUUCCUCAGGAAGGACUUCUUCCCGCUCAUGGGGAGAUACCCGUGGGCUGGAAAGAAAGCUCUGUGUGUUAUUCUCGCGCCACAGAGCCACUCUCCCCGACGAUACAACUCCCUGACUGGUCUGGGGCAGCUGGGAAGGAUGGCAAGGCGGCCGAACUGGGGCGGAAAGAGCCGACGGGUCCAGGUGCAAGUCCGGAGGACUCCGCGCCAGGCCCAGUCGGUGGAACGGCGGAGUGCACCGUGGGCGGCCAAUUGAAGGGUCUACCGGCGGGGGUGUCAUCAGCUCGGGGAGGACCCUCGGAGGCAGGCGAGGCGGGCGGCGGGCAAACCUUCGCCCCUCUUAGAGGCGCGGAUUCCUUGUCCACACCCGCCGCUGCGGCAGGCCUACCGGUAAGUCCGCCGCGGAGAGCAGGAACACAGGCGGCGCGGGGGGAAUCUCAUCGUUGUCGUCGUUCGUCCACUGCAUCCGUUGUGGUUGCUGACGGGGCCAACGGAGGAGUUGGGGUAGGCGGCGCGGGGGGAAUCUCAUCGUUGUCGUCGUCAUCACUUCCGAACGCAAGCGCCGCAGGUCGGGUCACAGACGAGCCGCCUGUGGAGAAAUCUGUGAUCGUGACACGUUGCAAGCCAACAGGCAAUGUCAUCAACAGCGAGGAAUCCAUCGAGCAACCGCCGCCACCUGUCUUACCUGUCGCUGCUGCGCUGAACGGGGGAGAGGGAGAGCUGACUGGGAAGGGUACAAAAUCGGAAGGGUUGGAACUUGGGAGAAACAGGCUUGAAGAGGAGGAGAAGGAGGCGGAAGCGGCGGCGGCGGCGGAAGUGACAUCGCGGGAAGCAGGGGAGGGAGGGACGAUGGUGGAGAAAACGGCGGAGGUGGGGGAGGCGGCGCCGGCCGCCACUCCGCCGUCAUCGGGCUCGGUGGCGGACAUUGGUUCUUCGCCUCCGACCGGCGCGGGGGAAGGGGGAUCUACCCCGACUACGGCGGAGCAGGGGGCGGCGCCGCCGCCGGCGGCGGCUUCCACCGGCUCUCCCGAUCACGUCUCCCCCGUUGGACCUCUAUCGAGUCCCAUUCCCGCCAAAAAGCAUCCUCUCUAUAAUCACUGGACUUUGUGGUACGAUGCCGGCUCCAGCGGCGGCGGUCGAGGCGGCCCUGGUGGGCGUCAAGCUGCGUGGGGCAGCACUCUUCGCCAAGUAUACUCGUUCGGCUUCGUCGAAGAUUUCUGGUGCAUGUACAACAACAUCAAGCCUCCCAGCGAUCUGCGGAAGGGCACCGAUCUGCACAUGUUCAAGCGCAAUGUGGAACCUAAAUGGGAGGACCCGGUCUGCGAAAAAGGCGGGAAGUGGACGGUUGCGUCCCCUGCAAAGCAAGUCCUAGAUGCGUUCUGGUUGAAUACCUUGUUGGCCUUGAUUGGAGAGCAGUUCGACGAGGGGAAUGACAUCUGUGGUGUUGUCGUCAACAUCAGAGAUAAGGAUAGGAUCUCCUUGUGGACAUCAACGGCGACGAAUGAGGUGCGGCAGAUGUCGAUUGGCAAGCAGUGGAAGGUCGUUCUUGAUUUGAAUGAGAAGUCGAUGAUGGGUUUCACGGCGCACGAGGACGCCAAGAGUGGCGGUCGCAGCAAAAAUAAGGAGUUGUACUACAUUUAGUCGGAUUGGAUCGGUACACAAACCGUAACGGAUAUCUUCUUUCUUCUUUCUCUCCGAUGGUGAUGGCUAGAAUAAGAGUGAUGUUGACAGAGCAUGAUGAUGGCGAAGGGGGGGCAUUUUGAUGUGAUUGCUUGAUUGAUUGAUUGAUUGAUUUUUUUUUUUAUCAGACUGCUUUACAACGCUGAUGUAUUUGCAAUGCUCUUCUGCCUUCUCUUGUCUCUCUCUCCCUCUUUCAAGUCUCUCUCUCUCUCUCUCUGUCUCUACGUGCUCCGUCUAGUCUAAGAAUCUCCACGCCUCUUAAUCAAUACGUAUGGUCAGG